Molecule: messenger RNA, 1449 nt
Organism: Aspergillus ibericus CBS 121593
Lineage: Eukaryota; Fungi; Ascomycota; Eurotiomycetes; Eurotiales; Aspergillaceae
Product: flavin monoamine oxidase family protein
Exons: 1
Coding region: 1-1449 (482 amino acids)
Molecular function (GO): oxidoreductase activity
Source: RefSeq, a predicted model, not a curated record
AUGCAUUUCCAUGCUUUUCUUCUCGCGGCAGCAGCAGCAGCAGCAGCCAUUCCCCUGGCCGAGGUCGACGUCGCCAUCAUCGGCGCCGGCCUAUCCGGUCUGUCAGCAGCCAAAGACCUCGCCGCAGCGGGCAAAUCCUUUGCUGUCCUUGAAGCCCGCGACCGUGUCGGAGGUCGUGUCCUGAAUGUCGAACUCCCCGGAGGUAUCGUCGAAGAAGUCGGUGCCGAGUUCGUGGGUCCGACUCAGGAUCGGGUUUUGGCACUAGCUACCGAGCUAGGAUUAUCCACCUAUCCGACCUACAACACGGGGAACUGCACGUUGCUACGAAAUGGCACCGUCACCAAUUACCCCUGUGAUUUGGGCAGUGGUGGCCUGCCACCGGUGAGUACGGAAGCCCUGAUCGAGCUGGUCACCCUGCAACAACGGUUCAAUACCCUAGCCGCGGAACUGGACGUGCGUGCGCCGUGGAAUCACCCCAAUGCGUCAAUGUGGGAUAGUAUCACGCUAGGGACGUUCAUCGCAUCGCAGCUGAGUCUCUCGGACGCGAAAUUCCUCAUCGAUACAGCGAUUACCGGAAUCCUGUCGACGGAGACGAACGAGCCCUCGUUACUGUACAUGUUGGCGUAUAUCGCUGCGAGCGGGAAUGAAACAACCCCAGGGACACUGGAUCGGUUGAUCGGAGUGACUGGCGGGGCACAAGAGCGUCGGAUCCUCGGAGGGACACAGCUCAUUGCUUUGAGAUUAGCGGAGAAACUAGGGGGAGAGAAUAUCCAUCUGAACAGUCCCGUUCGGAGGAUCCAGCGCCACAAGGGACGAUACACGGUCAUCUCGGAUCGACGGCAACUCACAGCCAACAAAGUCAUCGUCGCCAUGUCGCCUCCCCUGGCAGCACGGAUCGCAUACGACCCCCCUCUCUCCCCCGGCCGAGACCAUCUCACUCAGCGCAUGCCCAUGGGCUCCAUCGGCAAGGCGAUCGCCAUCUACCCGACCCCGUGGUGGCGCGAGAUGGGUCUCAACGCGCAGGCCCUCGCCGAUACGGGUAUCAUUCGCAUUACCUAUGAUAAUACCCCCGUGGAUGGGUCCUUCGGAGCGAUUAUGGGAUUCAUCGUGGCGGAUGAAAUGCGACGGUUGGAUAAACUGAAUCAGAGUGAAAUCGAGGGGCUAGUCACGCAAAGCUUGGUGGAUAUGUUUGGGACAGAGGCUGCGCGUCCGACACAGGUGAUUGUCCAUCGUUGGGAUCUGGAGGUGUAUUCGCGUGGUGGGCCCGUGGCGUAUGCUCCCCCGGGGGUACUGACGGAUUAUGGUGCGUCUCUUCGUGAGCCCGUGGGGGGGAUUUACUUUGCGGGAACGGAGACUUCGUUUUAUUGGGUCGGGUAUAUGGAUGGGGCGGUUCGCGGGGGGGAAUGGGUGGCUGCUGAGGUUCUUCAACAGUACACCACUAGCCAGUAA